CAGGACACUCGCUCCUACUCCGAGCUCAAAAGCAAAUCGUCCACUUAGUCGAAGACGGACUUUCUACACGAUCACACGCACUCGCGCAGAUCUCGUUGCAUUUUCAAUUGUCCGUCGUGUUUCGAUUUCGGGCCGCUCGCCUUCCGCCUGCACCAUGUUCGUCUCAUAUUUCUACUUUUUCCUAGCCCUCUCGGUUCCGCAGGCUCUGCGCGCUCGACCGCAAGACACUGUCAAGAUAGGCUGCAAUGCGUCAAUGGUCGACACCGCGAUUGAGGAAAGGUCAGGCCGACCUGAUUACCCUGAUCCUCAACCAAAGUCCGGCGAUAAGGAACCUUCUUCGCGGGUGAUCUUCCCUGGGCCCAUGCACAACUCGCUCAAAAAUAGAACUACCUAUUUUUCGGAGAGUGGUGUUAUUGACAGAACGCCGAGCUUCAUACCUUUCGUGCCGAGCUCAGAGCGAACACCCAGCUGCGCCGAUGGCUCUACUUACUGCGAGGAGCCAGACAAUUAUCCAAAAGAUUACAUUUCACAGCUGCUGAAGAGCGAAAAAAUGAUCAAAGGUCUCUUCGGGCAGGAUGACGUGUCGACAAUCUCCGUGUCUCAGCGGAUCGACUCUUCAGACGAAACUCCAAUUUGCCCUUCGAUGGAGCAUGUUGCUUAUCCGAAAUUGGCCCAGAAUAAGGAGGACAAGUGGCUCUACAUCAUCAACCAGCCUGAAAAUGUGCAGGGCAUCCGCGUCGAGAAGUGCAUAAAAGAACAACCUUGUACGCUGAGCGAGAGCCUGCCCAUCGGUUAUAAGACGUCGUGCAGACAGAAAUACAUCUACAGGAAGCUCGUGUCUAUUAGCGAAAAUGGAAGGCCGCUCACUGAUUCAUUCAGGAUCCCCUCGUGCUGCUCUUGCCACUUCCGCCUAACAAGUGUGGCGAACAGAUUCGGCGCGGAGAACACUAGUCCGGCAAUAUCUCUUCGCAACCGCAUGGACAUGAGAGAAACGGCUCGUCAGGAUGCGUUGCCAUCGAAGAGACAACCAAAAUCUUCGUAGAAGGAACUUUCAAGUCUCUGGCUGAGACACAAAAGACUGUUGAUCUCGAUUUUAUGAUAUCAUAAAGUGUAUAUAUUUAUGCUGAACUAUAAAUAUAAGAAUGGCGCAGUGACUUUUUAAAGAAACAUUACCGUAUUGCGGUCGAUUUUUAAUUUAUUUUGAAAUGUACAUCUCGUUAGAUUCACAAAUCACAUGAGAUUGAAAACAAAAAGUGUUUUAUAUGUACAUGUAUAUAUGCGCAUUAACUAAACUGCGGGAAAGUAAUAUAUUUAUAAGUUUCUCUCAGUGUCGAUCGAACCCCAAAAAUUGAACUACAAAGACGGCAAUAAACAAACAACUCUAUGACUAAA
This is a messenger RNA of Cloeon dipterum, 1392 nucleotides long. RefSeq names its product Spaetzle domain-containing protein (gene spz). Bases 155 to 1042 code for a protein of 295 amino acids. Gene Ontology annotation, biological process: innate immune response; central nervous system formation. NCBI's taxonomy places the organism in Eukaryota, Metazoa, Arthropoda, Insecta, Ephemeroptera, Baetidae. Gene Ontology annotation, molecular function: growth factor activity; Toll binding. The record is from RefSeq and is a predicted model, not a curated record. The transcript is spliced from 8 exons. Gene Ontology annotation, cellular component: extracellular region.